CGCGACGAGACUGUGUUUAUUGUGUCAGUGGAUUUUACUUUGAACAUAUCGAAACUUUAACAUAAUGAGAUUGUCAUUUAUAUUUUUAAUUGUAUUGUAUUUCGGUCUGGGAGCUCUGGGAUCUCGGAUCAGAAAUACAAGAAGUAGUGUGCCAUAUGAUUUAUUGCCAUCUUAUUUAAUUGGCGGUAAUUCGGGAACCGGGGGUGAACCUUCAAUAUAUACAAAAACAGAGGAUAUAAAGAAUAUAGAAACGGGUCUGGGGGCACUGGGAUCUUGGAUUACAAAUAGAAGAAGAGUGAGCCUAUUUGAUAUUAUUACAAAUAAUUUAAGUUACGGACAUGCAAGAACCGCGGGUCUCACUUCAAGAAAUAAAAAAACAGAGGUCACAAUUAUUAAAGAUGAUAUAAAGAAUAGAGAAGCGGUUAUAAAUUCUACACAGGCUACAAAUGAUACACCGGCUACAGAUGAUAUACUGGCUACAAAUGAUACCACAAAUGAUGCUACAAAUGAUACAAAGGAAACAAACUCAACCAAGGAUGUAUACCUAAAUAAGGCUCCGUGGCACGCGGGGCUGUACACGAAGACUAAGGACCCUUACAUGCAAAUAUGCGGAGGCACCAUUAUCGCUAACAAUGUAGUUUUGACGGCUGCACAUUGCCUCACACAGGACAGAAUGAAACCCAAGGCGUCUCUCUUCGCCGUAGCCGCUGGAAAAAUCUUUCGAUCAUGGGACGACCCGAACGACGUAGAAGCUCAGAAAUCCGACGUGGAUGCAAUCGAGAUCCCGCCGCGAUACCAAGGACAUGUGGGGAACUUCCAAGAGGACAUCGCCAUACUUUUCCUCAACAAGGCGUUCACGUACAACGAGUUCGUACGACCAGCUUGCCUCAACUUCAAUCCUGAUUAUGACAAAAAUCAGCUGGAGGGAAACAUGGGCAGUAUCGUGGGCUGGGGUCUGACGGGCGAGAACUCCUUGCCGUCUGAGGUGCUUCAAGCCGCUGAGCUCCCGAUCGUUCCCAUCGACAAGUGUAUAGAGGAGAGCCCAGUGAGCUUCAGGAGCGCCAUCACCGGGGACAAGAUCUGCGCCGGAUAUACCAAUGGCACAGCGGUGUGUCACGGCGACAGCGGCGGCGGACUGACCAUACCCGGCAUGGUGAAAUGUGCGAACGUCGAUCCGCCGUGUUUUGAGUUAAAUAUGUUUCUCCACGGCGUGACUUCCACCGCCCCCACUUCAGACAAGUCGUGCAACAUCUACACUUGGGCCACCUUCACCCACCUGCUACGUCACGAGCACUUCGUGAAGGCCCACGUGCCGGAUAUAGAGAAGUCUUGUGUGCCCUUAAAAGUGUAUAAGAAAAAAUAACUUCUACCUGUUUAGUCGCCACCAUUCCGCAAAGAUCAUCAGCCUGAUGCGGAGCAGUUAGACGAAACGCUGAAACGCUAUACCAAGCCGAUCCAAUUUUUAAAGGAAUAGACUUUAAUGUUUAUCAUAAUUUUACCAGGAUCUAAAAGAAUAAUCAUCAAUAUUCUUGCCGCUAGUGUAACCACUGGACAUAUAUGACUUAACAUCUCAUGUCUCAGAAUAGCGAGCGCAAUGGAAUACCAAACAAUACUCUCUAAUUUAAGUUGUUGGAUGGUAUUUCUACUGUUUAUGGGCGGUCGUAUCGCUUACCAUCAAGCGAACGGCAAGCUCGUCUCGUCAUUCAAAGCAAUAAAAAAAUCUCAAAAAAUCGAAUGGAGAAUCGAGUGGCACGAGCGUGAUCAUUUAAAGAGAACUUAUGACGCGGCUAUGUUUGUUUACAGUCGUAAUGGCUUAUUGAUUUUGUUAUUGACCCUUUGUAUUGACACAAUAAACUGCAUAGCAUUAUCAAGCUAAUUAAUAAACACGUUAUUAUUUA
Manduca sexta (tobacco hornworm) is the source of this 1898-nucleotide messenger RNA. Its product is annotated as chymotrypsin-like elastase family member 1. Gene Ontology annotation, biological process: proteolysis. Gene Ontology annotation, molecular function: serine-type endopeptidase activity. The transcript is spliced from 7 exons. Lineage: Eukaryota; Metazoa; Arthropoda; Insecta; Lepidoptera; Sphingidae. The coding region runs from base 65 to 1363 and encodes 432 amino acids. The record is from RefSeq and is a predicted model, not a curated record.